Messenger RNA from Colletotrichum orchidophilum, 2676 nucleotides. RefSeq lists its product as uncharacterized. The coding region runs from base 1 to 2676 and encodes 891 amino acids. The transcript is spliced from 3 exons. Gene Ontology annotation, cellular component: plasma membrane. Gene Ontology annotation, molecular function: calcium-activated cation channel activity. The record is from RefSeq and is a predicted model, not a curated record. Lineage: Eukaryota; Fungi; Ascomycota; Sordariomycetes; Glomerellales; Glomerellaceae.
AUGUCGAGCCUCGACGAUCUCCAAGGUGGCCAGAGCAACCGUGGCGAGGCCAUUGGUAGUACCUCGGGCAGCACCAUUUCUGGUCUCGUCAGCACUCUAGUCGUCUGCGCUCCCAUUGCCGGCGUUUACCUCGUCAUCUUCUUGAUCCUUCGUCGCAGCCAAAGGCGGUUUUAUGCGCCGAGAACUUAUCUCGGCAGCUUGCGAGAGAGUGAGCGAUCACCAAGCCUCCCUACUGGCUUGUUCAAUUGGAUUAGUCACUUCUGGAAGAUCCCUGAUGUUUACGCUCUCAAGCACCAAUCUCUCGAUUCUUAUCUCUUCCUUCGAUUCCUCCGCAUCUGCGCUACCAUCUGCUUGGUUGGCCUUCUCAUGACAUGGCCGGUUCUCUUCCCCGUGAAUGCUACCGGGGGAGGCUCUGCAUCGCAACUCGAUAUUUUGUCGUACAGCAACGUCAACGUCUCAUCAUCCUCUGGCCUCAACCGCUUGUACGCACAUGCCCUCAUUGGCUGGUUAUUCUACGGCUUCGUCAUGUACCUGAUCAUGCGCGAGUGCAUUUUCUACAUCAACUUGCGCCAGGCAUUCCUGCUCUCGCCCACCUAUGCUAAGCGCAUUUCGUCUCGCACCGUCCUUUUCGUGUCAGUGCCCGAUGCGUACCUGGACGAGGCCAAGUUCAAGAAGCUUUUCAGCGAUUCAAUCAAGAGAGUUUGGAUCACUGGCGACACCGAGAAGUUGGACGAGCUCGUCGAGGAGCGUGACAAGGUCGCCAUGAAGCUCGAGAAGGCCCAGGUGAAGCUCAUCAAGUUGGCAAAUGCCGCUCGCCUCAAGGCUGCCGAGAAGGGCGGCGCUCCCGAGAAGACUCCCUCGGCCCAAGACACUGAGGCUGGCGCUACCGAUGCUGCUGCUCGUUGGAUCCCCCAGAAGAAGCGCCCUACUCACCGUCUCGGUCUUUUGGGCCUUGUUGGGAAGAAGGUUGAUACCAUCGAAUGGUGCCGUUCCGAGCUUCAGCGUCUUAUUCCCGCCGUUGAUGCCGCCCAAGCCGAUUACCGCGCUGGAAAGGCGAAGAAGAUCCCGGCAGUCUUCGCAGAGUUUUACACCCAAUCCGACGCCCAGGCCGCCUACCAGGUUACCACUCACCACCAAGCCCUUCAGAUGACGCCCAAGUACAUCGGCAUCCAGCCCACCGAGGUUAUCUGGAAGUCCCUCAGAGUGUCAUGGUGGCAGCGUGUCGUCCGUCGCUACGCCGUCAUUACCUUCAUCGCCGUCCUCAUCAUCUUCUGGGCAAUUCCUGUUACAGUGGUCGGAAUCAUCUCCCAAGUUUCGUAUCUCGAGACGAUCUCCUUCCUCACGUGGCUCGCCAAGAUUCCCAACGUCAUCAUGGGUGUCGUCUCUGGCCUUCUCCCGAGUGUGGCUCUGUCGGUGCUCAUGUCGUUGGUGCCGGUCAUCAUGCGUCUCUGCGCUAAGCUGUCUGGCGAGCCAUCUGACUCCCGCGUCGAGCUCUUCACCCAGAACGCGUACUACUGGUUCCAGCUCAUUCAGGUCUUUCUUAUUACGACUGUCUCCUCAUCCGCUGUGGCCACCAUCAAGGCGGUCUCCGAUAACCCGGGCUCUAUUUUCAGCACCCUGUCGACGGCAAUUCCCAAGUCAUCCAGCUUCUACGUCAGUUACUUCAUUGUUCAGGGUAUCACACUCGCAACCGGUGUUCUCACUCAAGUGGUCGCGUUCGCCAUCUUCGUGGCCAUCCUGAGAUUCCUCACCAACACGCCCAGAGCUUUGUACAACAAGUGGUCUACACUUGCCGCCAUCUCUUGGGGAAGUGUGCUCCCAGUUUACACAACCAUUGCCGUCAUCAGCAUUACUUACGCUGUCAUUGCUCCCCUGAUGUUGUUCUUCUCCACCCUUGGCAUCGGAUUGUUCUACCUCUCUUACCGUUACAACAUUUUGUUCGUUACGGAUACCAAGAUUGACACCAAGGGUCUCCUUUACCCUCGCGCCCUCAAGCAGCUCUUUGCCGGUGUCUACUUGGCAGAGAUCUGCCUCGUGGGUCUGUUUUCCGUGUCGAAAGCGUUUGGACCCCUUGUCCUCAUGAUCAUCUUCCUCAUCUUCUCGAUCCUCUUCCACAUCACCUUGAACAGUGUCUUGGACCCUCUCCUGUACACUCUUCCCAGAUCCCUCCAGGUUGAGGAAGAGUCAUUGAGUGCCGACAUCGAGGGAAUUGACCGUAAGGAUUCUGGUAGAGGCGUUUCGGAGGAACAACCGAAUGGCGAUUCGAGCAACUUCAUGAAGAAGAUCCAGAUCCCCAACAUCAAGACGCUUGCCCCCGGAGGUGACGAGAACGUCGUUGAGAAAGGUGGUAAUAUCGUUACCCGAUUCCUCAAGCCCUGGAUCUUUGCCGACUACCUUCACCUUCGCAACCUCGUCCCACACGACCCAACACAGAUUGACGAGAUGUACCCCGGCGACAUCCAGGACAACGCCUAUCAUCCUCCCUCGGUCUCCAGUCCGCCUCCUCUUCUUUGGAUUCCUGAGGAUGCUGCCGGCGUUUCCAAGUACGAGAUCGCACAGACCAGCAAGAUUAUUCCUAUCACCGAUGAGGGUUGUUCGUUGGAUGAGAAGAACAAGCUUGUUUGGGAUUCCGAGGGUGCAAGACCCCCCAUUUGGGACGAGAAGAUUUACUACUAA